AUGUUCGAGUCGAUUGUGAACUUCCUCUCACCUGCGGCCCCGCCCAAUUCCGUCCAGCGCGAGGCCGUUGCUGCUGCUCCGGCUUCCAAGACCAUGACGCGCCGAACCCGCUCCUCUCUAGAAUCAACGUCGGCGCCUCCGAUAACCGUCGCAAUAGACAUGGAACCGGAGGCCUUUGACCACGCCCAUGACCCCAUUGGCGUUGAUUUCUCCGGUCCUUUGCUCACCCCCGAAGCCAGUCGCUCCGAAACCUCCAGCAAUCUGGAUCUCGUCCCCGGCGAUGAGAAACCAAUUACACGGCGAAGGUCUACGCGCGUGACGCGUAUGUCGCUGCGCGGAUUGGAGAAUAUGCGUGAAAUGGAGGAGGACAACAAAAUCGAGGACGUGGAGCCAUCUUCAACUUCAAUUGAUGCGAAAAACCGUACUGUCUCGGGAGAAACGCUCAUAAACAGCAUUGUCGAGAGUCGCGCCUCUCAGUCGUCUUUGAAGAAUGAUCAUAGUAGCGCUACCAUCAACGGCCAUUCGUGGAGCCAGAUCACUCUCCUACGAGAGAAUACGGAGACUGACGAAAAUCCACAUCUUGCAACCCCCGAUUCAAAACGAUCUGAAGAAUCAGAGGAAGCACCAAGGCGUCGAUCUCUACGAGCCCAGCCAGCUACGGAGCAGACACCUGAUAGUACCAUGGAAGAAGCGGCCAAGUCAGCGAACAAACCAGAGAGAACUUCACCACCACGUCGCUCGGCUCGCCUUAGCUUGGUCACCAGGGCUACGGAAGUACUAGAUAGAGCUGCUAGUGUCUUAGGCAAACGAUCCAGGGAUGCAAUGGAAAAGGCUGUACUGAAGCGUCGGGCGAGCUUACGUCCUCGACACUCCCUGCCCGCAAACGAGAGCAUGGCAAGCUCAAGCAGUUCUCAACUCCCAGAUGCUAAGAAACGCCGAGUUUCUGAGGGUGAUCUCUUAUCAAAGAAGUUGGAAGUGGAGGCUGAUGAGACUGAGAAAGGCGAGAAGCCUAACUCAGCUGUGCCUCAGUUUAGGACUAAGCGGUGGCUGGAUCAAGGUUUAUACACUGGCCAAACUCGUGACUACGACGCUCGAUUGAAUGAGGCCAAUAAUAAGAUCAGAGCAGCAAAGCGCAAAGCGCCCUUUGAGCCACAACGAAAACUCCUUCCCCUACCAAUGUUCUCCGGCGAGCGUUUAUUAAAGAACGGCCGAGAUUUCAAGCUGCCUUUCGAUAUAUUCUCCCCACUGCCCCCUGGCCAACCAAAGCCGGACGAAUGGAAAAAAGUGAAUCGAAAUGUGUUUGUUGGAGAUGCUGCAAGCUUUUGGCGAGAAAACAAGAAGAUUGAACUCUCUACUUGCCUUUGCGAUGAAGAGACUGGAUGCGACGAUAACUGUCAGAACCGUUUUAUGUUCUAUGAAUGCGAUUCAAGCAAUUGUCGCAUUGGUCCCAACUGCGGGAAUCGAAGCUUUGAAGAAUUAAAGCAGCGGUCAAAGGCUGGUGGCAAGUAUAAUAUUGGCGUCGAGGUUAUUAAGACAGCAGAUCGAGGAUACGGCGUACGCAGCAAUCGCACCUUUGAGCCUAACCAAGUUAUUGUGGAGUACACAGGGGAGAUUAUCACACAGAAUGAAUGCGAAAAGCGCAUGAGAACAGUUUACAAGAACAACGAGUGCUACUAUCUGAUGUACUUCGACCAAAACAUGAUAAUUGACGCAACCCGCGGCUCCAUUGCGCGUUUUGUUAAUCACUCCUGCGCUCCCAACUGCCGCAUGGAGAAGUGGACUGUGGGAGGAAAGCCACGCAUGGCACUCUUUGCGGGUGAUAGGGGUAUUAUGACUGGAGAAGAGCUUACUUACGACUACAACUUCGAUCCAUAUUCACAGAAGAAUGUGCAACAAUGCCGCUGUGGAGCUCCAACUUGUCGCGGUGUUCUCGGUCCUCGACCCAAGGAACGUGAGCUAAGAGAGUCAAAAGCAGAACAGAAGAAGGGGGCCCAGCAAAAGAAAUCGAAGAAUGCUCUAGCAGGCACAAAGCGCAAGCUCAGCAAUGUCCUUGAUGAAUCAACUUCUGCACUGAACAAAAAGCGCAAGGUAAUGGCGAACAAUUCAGUGAAAAAGACCUUUUCGAAGGCAGUCUCCAAAGCUAAAUCGGCCCUUAACAACAAGAAGAAGGCCCCUGUUCAGGUCAAAAAGAAUGUCACUGUCACGAAGAUAACUAGAAAUUCGACGAGUGCCACAACGAAGUCGAGGAAGACAAUCAGCAAGUCUAAGGUCACCAAAGUAGCCACGACAGCGAAAACAUCAUCCAAAGGAAAAGCGCAGCAGGCGGCCUCGCAGUCUAAGAAGAAAACUACUGCCACCCAGACAAAGGCCGCAUCCAAGCCUGUAUCUGCAUCAGAAAAAGUCCGGAUUAGAUUCAAGGCGACGGCCCGCCGUUCAACAAGUUUCAAAAAGGGGACCCAAACGCUGAAACUGAAGAGUCCUGCAAAUAAGAAGGUAGCCACUCCCGGCAAAAAGACGCCUUCAAAAACACCUACCAAGGACACGCCCAAUAGGAGCCCCAGCCAGAAUGGAAGCAUCAGAAACAAGGCGGCUUCUACUAAAGCCAGCAAAUGA
Messenger RNA from Talaromyces atroroseus, 2613 nucleotides. RefSeq lists its product as hypothetical. The record is from RefSeq and is a predicted model, not a curated record. Gene Ontology annotation, molecular function: protein binding; histone H3K36 methyltransferase activity. The coding region runs from base 1 to 2613 and encodes 870 amino acids. Gene Ontology annotation, biological process: regulation of DNA-templated transcription. The transcript has 4 exons. NCBI's taxonomy places the organism in Eukaryota, Fungi, Ascomycota, Eurotiomycetes, Eurotiales, Trichocomaceae. Gene Ontology annotation, cellular component: chromatin; nucleus.